CCGAAUCCGCGUCGCGCGCGCACGUCUCGCGCGCGUCAACGUACUCGGACGUCGCGCGAACCCGCGGGCGUCUCCUUCCUUCUGAGCGCGACGCGCGGGCGAGGGGGAGGACUUCAGCGAAUUCGUCGCAGCGCGAGAGGUCGUUCGAGAAGCGACGGGGAUCAUCAUGAGCGACGACGGGUUCCCCGACGUCGACACGGUGAAGUAUGAGAACACGUACAUCAUGAAACCCGAGGAUUACGGAGAGGGGUACAAGUUCAUGCGGGGACCGGUGCAGAAGGUGCUGUCGGAGACGAUAAAGGAGCGCCUGCACGACACGACGUACGACCCGCUGAAGAGCGCGCAGAUCGCGAAAGAGCUCGCGGACACGAUCAAAGAGCGCGUGAAAAACUUAAACUUCACGCGGUACAAGCUCGUCGUGCAGGUCACCGUGGGGGAGAAGACCGGGCAGGCGAUCCGGCUGGCGUCGAGGUGUUUGUGGGACACCGCGACGGAUAACUUCGCGAGCGAUUUCUACGAAAACUCGAGCGUGUUUUGCGUCGCGAUGGUGUUCGGGUUGUAUUACGAGUGAAGAACGAUGAGACGCGCGAGGCGCGGCGCGGUGGCAGUCGGGAGGCGUCGUCGCGUCGGUCGUAUAAGGCGCGUCUCGCGCGCGCGUAAUCCACCUAACAUGCUAGCAGCGUACAAAUCAAACACAUCGAUGUCAU
This is a messenger RNA of Micromonas pusilla CCMP1545, 707 nucleotides long. It is a transcript of the gene ODA-LC2, whose product is annotated as flagellar outer dynein arm light chain 2. Gene Ontology annotation, molecular function: dynein intermediate chain binding. The record is from RefSeq and is a predicted model, not a curated record. The transcript has 2 exons. Gene Ontology annotation, cellular component: cytoplasmic dynein complex; cytoplasm. NCBI's taxonomy places the organism in Eukaryota, Viridiplantae, Chlorophyta, Mamiellophyceae, Mamiellales, Mamiellaceae. Gene Ontology annotation, biological process: microtubule-based movement. The coding region runs from base 167 to 571 and encodes 134 amino acids.